This is a messenger RNA of Vitis vinifera (wine grape), 989 nucleotides long. RefSeq lists its product as uncharacterized. NCBI's taxonomy places the organism in Eukaryota, Viridiplantae, Streptophyta, Magnoliopsida, Vitales, Vitaceae. The record is from RefSeq and is a predicted model, not a curated record. The transcript is spliced from 6 exons. Bases 113 to 685 code for a protein of 190 amino acids.
UAUUAUUUAUAUUCGUAGCAUAUAUUUUUUCAAACCGAAAGAUUGUGGUUUAAACUCUUUCGUCAGCCGAAACGACGCCGUCUUGCACGGCAUCCAGAUGAAUUGAGCGAAAAUGUUUAAGAACACAUUCCAGUCAGGGUUUCUAUCAAUUCUAUACAGCCUCGGGAGCAAGCCUUUGCAGAUUUGGGAUAAAGAAGUUGUCAAUGGCCAGAUAAAACGAACUCAAGAUGAAGAUAUACACUCCAAUGUCCUUGAAAUAGUUGGGUCAAAUGUCCAAUCCACAUACAUUACAUGCCCAGCAGACCCUGCUGCAACACUUGGUAUAAAGCUACCGUUCUUGGUUAUGAUUGUAAAGAAUCUAAAGAAAUAUUUCACAUUUGAGAUUCAAGUGCUGGAUGAUAAGAAUGUCAGGCGACGUUUUCGUGCUUCUAAUUUUCAAGCUGUGACUCGAGUGAAGCCAUACAUAUGCACUAUGCCAUUGAGGAUGGAUGAGGGAUGGAAUACGAUCCAGUUGAAUCUUGCUGAUUUUACCAGAAGAGCAUAUGGAACCAACUAUGUUGAGACAUUGCGAGUUCAGGUUCAUGCAAAUUGCCGGCUGAGAAGGAUUUAUUUCUCUGACCGCCUUUACUCAGAAGAGGAACUCCCACCAGAAUUCAAACUGUAUCUCCCAAUGCAGAAAGCAUGAUGAGUUUCAGCAAAACAAGCUCUUUUGGAAGAGCUUGGCCAUGGUUGAUAUUCAUGUUUUGUGGAUUUCCUUUGAGUCAGCCAACUGGUUAUAUCCAAACUGGUCUCUGUGAGUUCAGAAAACAUACAGUAAUGUAUCAGAUACCUAGAUCUAUUUUUGCGGUGGUUAAAAAAAAUUAUGUUCAGCAGCUUAUUUGACAUUAGGCUAUGGAAAGAUGGAACCCAUAUCAGAAGUACUGUAGCUUCUUUUCUUGAUCCCAGAACCUGUACCUCUUAUUCAUACCAUCUACUUAUGAGUUCCUUGA